Messenger RNA from Bipolaris maydis ATCC 48331, 3294 nucleotides. RefSeq names its product coatomer subunit beta. The record is from RefSeq and is a predicted model, not a curated record. Gene Ontology annotation, biological process: endoplasmic reticulum to Golgi vesicle-mediated transport; intracellular protein transport; intra-Golgi vesicle-mediated transport. Gene Ontology annotation, cellular component: cytoplasm; COPI vesicle coat. Gene Ontology annotation, molecular function: structural molecule activity; kinase activity. NCBI's taxonomy places the organism in Eukaryota, Fungi, Ascomycota, Dothideomycetes, Pleosporales, Pleosporaceae.
GAACCCCGACAACGGAAGCGCUGAACCUUGGGAAACAAAGAAGCCACCUCUCCGCCCAAGGCCAUUCCAUCUCCUCAUCCAUUCCGCCCGGCUGCGGCCACAUCAGCCCGCACAACGCUCCCUACCACCGCACUCGAUCAAAACACGUAGCAUCCCACUUAUUCUCGACACCCAGGGAGAGUGAGCAUUGACAGCCGCCACGAGAACCACGCCAUUGUAGCUGGAUACUUCAGGACUCACAGGAAACCGCCUACACCAGUCACGCGCCAUCAUGGCGACCUUUUUAGAGAAUUCGUACAGUCUGGUGCACCAGGACAAUGCAGCCGAUGUUCCCGCCCAGAAUGAGCUCAAGACUGCCCUCGAGAAGGGUAGCGAUGAGCAGAAGAUCGAGACCAUGAAGAAGAUCCUGUCCAUCAUGCUCAAUGGCGAUCCUCAGACAGGGCUCCUCAUGCACAUUAUCCGAUUCGUCAUGCCCAGCAAGUCAAAGCCGCUAAAGAAGCUCAUGUACUUCUUCUUCGAGGUGUGCCCAAAACACGACGCCCAGGGCAAGCUACGUCAGGAGUGGAUAUUGGUCUGCAAUGCGAUUCGAUUCGACUUGCAGGCUCCCAACGAAUACGUGCGAGGAAACACAUUGCGCUUUGUAACUAAGCUUCGGGAUGCAGAGCUUGUAGAACCAUUACUACAACCGGUGCGCCAGUGCCUCACACACCGACACGCAUACGUCCGAAAGAAUGCAACCUUUGCAAUUGCAUCCAUCUUUACACACCUUCCCGAGCUCAUGCCAGAUGCGCCCGAUCUCCUCGUAACAUUCUUGGACGACGAAAACGAUCCAACAUGCAAACGCAACGCAUUCGCCGCCCUCACCUCCGUCAGCCAUGACAAGGCCCUCGAAUAUUUAAGCACAGUAUUUGAUGCCAUACCUAACCACGAGGAGCUUCUGUUGCUCGCAGAGUUGGAGUUUAUUCGCAAAGAUGCUAUCGUCAACCCUUCAAAUAAGGCACGCUAUCUCCGACUGAUAUUCGACCUUCUUGAGUCGCAGGUAUCAACCGUUAUCUACGAGGCCGCACAUGCGCUCACCACGCUCACGAGCAACCCGGUCGCGGUCAAGGCGGCCGCUGGAAAAUUUGUCGACUUGGCCAUCAAGGAACCGGAUAACAAUGUCAAAUUGAUAGUGUUGGAGCGGGUUGAUCAGCUACGGCAUAAGAAUGAAGGUGUCCUUGAUGAUUUGACCAUGGAGAUUCUUCGUGUCUUGUCCAGUACCGACCUGGAUGUUCGCAAAAAGUCACUCAGUAUCGCCAUGGAGAUGAUCUCGAGCAGAAAUGUCGAAGAGGUUGUCCUCCUGCUCAAGAAGGAGCUGAUGAAGACGGUAGAUGAACAGUACGAGAAGAACUCUGAGUACCGGUCAUUGCUUAUCUCUUCGAUACACUCGGCUGCCAUCAAGUUCCCAGAGGUCGCCGCAAGUGUUGUCGGAUCGCUCAUGGACUUUAUCUCGGAUGUCAGCAGCAACGCCUCUGCGGUAGACGUCAUUUCAUUCGUAAAGGAGGUUGUGGAGCGCUUCCCCGACCUCAGAGUCUCCAUCAUUGAGCGACUAGUAUCGACGCUUGGCGAAGUACGCGCUGGCAAAGUCUACAGAGGUGUGCUCUGGAUUAUUGGAGAGUUUUCUCUGGAAGCCAAGGACAUUAGGGACGCCUGGAAGGGCAUCCGAUCAUCACUUGGCGAGAUUCCGAUCCUUGCCUCUGAGCAAAGGUUACUUGAUGAGGCUUCGGAAGGCAAAGACUCAUCUGACCAAGUCAACGGGCACGCAAAGGCAGCUGCUCCGACCGGAUCGCGAAAGGUGCUUGCUGAUGGAACGUACGCAACCGAAAGCGCUCUUACAUCAUCGGCUGCCGCGAAGGCAAAACUUGAAGCAGUCAAGAACUCGCAGAAGCCUCCGCUCCGACAGCUCCUCCUCGAUGGCGACUACUACCUUGCUACGGUUCUGUCGAGUACCCUCACUAAGUUGGUGAUGCGGCAUGGGGAGAUCUCGACGGAUGCGGCACGCACAAACGCCCUUCGUGCAGAGGCCAUGCUGAUUAUGAUUUCCAUUAUCCGUGUAGGUCAAUCACAGUUUGUAAAGACGCUGAUUGACGAAGACUCUGUCGAUCGUAUCAUGUCAUGCGUGCGCUCGCUAUCAGAGUUUGCUCAAAGAAAGGAAAUUCAAACAGUGUUCCUCGAGGACACACGGAAAUCCUUCCGAACAAUGGUGCAAACGGAAGAAAAGAAGCGAGCGGCCAAGGAGGCUUCAGAGAGAGCCAAGUCAGCUGUCAACGUUGAUGACGCCUUCAACAUCCGCCAGCUGAAGAAGAAGGACUCGGACGGCAUCGAUGAAAUCGACCAAGACUUGGAGAGAGCUACCGGAGGUGAUAGCGCGACUGAGGAUCUCACAUCAAAACUCAGCCGUGUUGUACAGCUCACGGGUUUCUCCGAUGCGGUUUACGCAGAGGCUUACGUCAAGGUCCAUCAAUUUGACAUUGUACUCGACGUGCUUCUUGUAAACCAGACGACCGAGACAUUGCAGAAUCUUACAAUUGAAUUUGCGACACUGGGCGAUCUCAAGGUAGUCGAACGGCCCUCGACGCAAAAUGUCGGCCCUCAUGACUUUAUCAACAUUCAAGCGACGAUCAAGGUUUCGUCGACGGACACUGGCGUCAUUUUUGGAAACAUCAUCUACGAAGGUGAAAAGGGUGUCGACUCGAAUGUCGUGAUUCUCAACGACGUGCACGUGGACAUUAUGGACUACAUCAAGCCAGCACAAUGCACCGAAACGCAGUUCCGCACCAUGUGGACCGAGUUUGAAUGGGAGAACAAGGUCAACAUCAACUCCAAGGCCAAGAGUCUGCGCGAGUUCUUGAGCCAGCUCAUGGCAAGCACCAACAUGAGCUGUCUAACGCCCGAGGCAUCGAUGAAGGGCGACUGCCAGUUCCUGUCGGCAAACCUGUACGCAAGAAGCGUUUUUGGUGAGGAUGCUUUGGCCAACCUGAGCAUAGAAAAGGAAGGAGACAAUGGGCCCAUUACCGGCUUCGUGCGCAUACGCAGUCGCUCGCAAGGCCUGGCACUAAGCCUGGGAUCACUGAAAGGCCUCAACAAGGUUGGCGUAGCAUGAGCGAGUGUAUACAUAUGAAAGGCGAGCAGAAAAGGUAUAGGGCUUACUCGACGGUUGGGCUAGCAUGGCUCGAAAAUGGGCUACGUGAUGAGAGACUAAGGUUAAUAUGGCUUUGGUAGCGAGAAGACGAGAAUAAAUCAGUUCACCAUUUA